GUGAGUCGAAGGCAGUCAUUUCUCUUUGGGGAAUAUUAUUAUAUUUCCCCUAUUUCUAGGCCUUUUUAACCGUAAGGAAUGAUUUUUCUGGUAGUGUAGGGUUAGGAAUUAGGAUAGAUAUCAAAAGUUUUACGUUCUGUAUGUGUUACAAAAACUAAAUCUGUGAAUAAACUGCAUUUAUAAUCUUCAAAAAUGGAUAAUCGUCGUAAACGUGGAGAGGAAAGCUCUGAUGAUUCUCCUAUGUAUUCGAGGCUAUUUAUAGUUUGUGAGAAAGGGCUGACUAAAGAGCAUUUUGAAGAUGCUUUUAACAAAUUUGGUACCAUUGAAGACAUACGAAUGCCGCGAGAUCAUAACACUGGAGAAUCUAAAGGUAUCGCUUACAUUAAGUUCUCUAAAACAUCGGAAGCUGCGAAUGCUAUGGAGGAAAUGAACUUAAAGGUUUUACCGAACUCGAACCGACCCUUGAAGGUUAUGGUUGCGGGUAACCGCUCCGAUAUCCAAACUGAUGAUCAUGAUGAUGAAAAAUAUAGAAGAAUAUUCAUAAAUGUUGCUAAAACUGCUACUGAAGAUAUGCUCCAAGAACAUUUCAGUGAAUUUGGCCAUGUAGAAUCUAUUCUGAUUCAGAGAGAUAGAAACUCCGGAGAGUCUAGAGGUUUUGCUUAUAUCAGAUACAGGAAAUUCUCUGAAGCUGCUUGUGCUUUCGAAAACUGUGAAAGAAAGUAUAGAGCAAUCUUUGCACUUCCAAAGGGCCACAACAAACGUCCCGAAACCAGUUUUGAGUUUAACAUUAACAAUCUAGCUACAUCCUCUGCAAAUAUGCGCACUUCAGUUUUAUCGCUGAUGAAAACUCGGCCUGGGAAUUACACCCGUGUUAAUUUCAUGUGUUCUCCUUAUAUAAACCAAAAGCAAGUAGAGAAGUUAUUUGACAUUAUACCAGGGAUGGUGGUCUGCCAAUUCUAUGUAGAUUUGGUACGUAAUUGCGGUAAGGGCACAGUUUCAUUUACUAAUCCUGUAUCAGCAGCAUAUGCUGUGGAAAAAUUGGACAGAUUUGAGUAUCCUCCAGGAUCACACAUUCUUGUUAGGCCUGACAACACAAAAUUUGAUCCAAAGGACAAUAACUUUACAAAACUGCCAAAUGCAGUAUCUAACUUAAAGAAUGCAAUCUCUGCAACUACUAAUGCAGAUUCCCCUGAUUUAGCUCAAUUGGCUGAAGCUAUAGCAGAAGCUUCCAAACUCAUCAAAAUGGCUACUGCAGGUGUUUCUGAUGAUAUGAUUCCUAAUAGUAAUGAUUUAAACUAUUGCAGUGUAAAGCUUCCUCCUACUCAGCCCCUAGCUGACGUUGAUAGUCCAGUGGCUAAAAGAUGUUUCUUGGUGUGCAAACCUCAACCCCCACCACUGACUAUCUUACGGGAUGUAUUUUGUCGGUUUGGAAACCUGAUCAAUGUUUAUACAUUGCCCAAUAAGACUGUAGGCUAUGCUCGUUAUGCUACUGUUGAGGCUGCAGAUAAUGCAAUGAAAUCUUUGCAUGGAGCAGAGAUUUGUGGUGUUCGCAUGAAAGUUCUCGAGGCAGAAGACGAAGCACCUGCCAAAAGAAUGCGUUAUGAUUGACGUGACAUAAGAUAAAAGAACAGACAGGACAACAACUAACACUCAAGACAUUGGACCCCAGGACAUUUCCAUUUUAGACAUCAAUUUCCCCUUAUAUUGAAUAUAGACUUGUAGAACAGACAAAUAAAACUUAUUUCUUCUGAA
Pectinophora gossypiella (pink bollworm) is the source of this 1752-nucleotide messenger RNA. RefSeq names its product RNA-binding protein 45-like. Gene Ontology annotation, molecular function: RNA binding. The record is from RefSeq and is a predicted model, not a curated record. NCBI's taxonomy places the organism in Eukaryota, Metazoa, Arthropoda, Insecta, Lepidoptera, Gelechiidae. The transcript has a single exon. Bases 193 to 1608 code for a protein of 471 amino acids.